AAAUACGGUCCAGCCAAAACUGACUUGCUGAGAGUUGGUGAGAUUUCUGUACCAGCCGUGUCUUCUGCAGAGUCUAAGUAAAACAAGAAUAAACUCAAGUCUACUUGGUAAAAGCUUUGCCGACACCAUGAGUAUCGCCGACCCAGUCACAAUACUGUCUAUCAUCCUAUGUACUUUCGUGGCAAUACUUUUCUAUGGACGCAAAAGAAACAUUUAUCACAAUUUCCCUCCUGGUCCCACACCAUUACCUAUCAUCGGAAACCUCCACAUUAUGGACAUGAAGAGACCUUAUGAAACAUUUCACAAGCUUUCUGAGAAGUACGGCUCAGUGUACAGUAUACGUUUGGGAACCGAGAAAAUAGUCAUCCUGUCUGGAUAUGAGACGGUGAAAGAUGCUCUUGUAAACCACGCGGAUGUGUUUGCUGCAAGACCAAAAGUGCCAAUUUUCGAAGCGUUAUUUCUAGGACAUGGAAUUCUUUUUUCUAAUGGUGAAUCCUGGAAAGCGAUGAGGCGGUUUACUCUUUCAACUCUACGAGAUUUCGGAAUGGGGAAGGAAACAAUUGAAAACAGGAUUGGAGAAGAAAGUGAUUGUUUAGUGGAGAAUAUAAAAUCCCGCAAAGGCAAACCGUUUGAAAAUACCGCGAUUUUAACUGCUGCUGUUGCCAACGUAAUUGUUUACGUAUUACUGAGCCAGCGAUUUGAUUAUGAUGAUCCAAUAAUAUUGAAGCUUUUGAACAUGAUCAAUGAAAAUACCAAAUUAGUUGGUUGCCCUAGGUCCAUGAUGUACAAUGCAUACCCCUCUGUGAUGAGCUGGUUUCCUGGAGUUCAGAAAACAGUGGUUAAAAAUAGAAAUGAGCUCCACAAAUUUGUAAGAGAGAUUUUCACCGAACAGAAGAAAGAUUUGGAUGUCAAUGACCAGAGGAAUCUUAUUGACAAAUUCCUGGUGAAACAACAGGAGGAAAAACCAAAUCCUGAACUAUAUUUCAACAAUACGAAUCUAGUCGUGCUGGUUACCGACCUCUUUGCUGCUGGCAUGGAAACCACCUCCACCACUCUGAGAUGGGGUAUUCUGUUGAUGAUGAAAUACCCUCAUAUCCAAAGAAAAGUCCAAAGUGAAAUUGAAAAAGUUAUCGGCUCAGCGGCGCCUCAGGCCGCUCAUCGUAAGGAUAUGCCCUAUACUGACGCUGUUAUUCAUGAGAUCCAAAGAUUUGGAAAUAUAGUUCCUACUAAUCUCCCGCAUGCUACUACUCAGGAUAUCACACUCCAAGGGUAUUUUAUCCCAAGGGGGACACAUGUAAUACCACUGCUGACGUCAGUGCUGUAUGACAAAGAUUACUUUAAAAAACCAAAAGAGUUUUACCCGGAACAUUUUCUGGACGCCAGCGGCAAUUUUGUGAAGAAUGAAGCGUUCAUGCCUUUCUCAGCUGGUAAGAGAAGUUGUGCCGGUGAGAACUUGGCUAAAAUGGAGCUCUACAUGUUCUUUGUGAAGCUGCUGCAGAACUUCACCUUCCAGGCUCCUCCGGGGGCCACACUGGACCUGACCCCUGCAGUAGCUUUUACAUGUAUGCCUAUGAGCUAUAUGAUGUGUGCUGUGCCUCGUACAUGAAAUAGGAUUGCACCUUGCACUAAAAAUAAAGGAUUUUUUCUCAUAGCUGGGUUUAUAAUAAAGAAUAUGCCUUACUUUGGAACCAAUGAAAGUCA
Molecule: messenger RNA, 1701 nt
Organism: Pseudophryne corroboree (corroboree frog)
Lineage: Eukaryota; Metazoa; Chordata; Amphibia; Anura; Myobatrachidae
Product: cytochrome P450 2C5-like
Exons: 11
Coding region: 128-1606 (492 amino acids)
Biological process (GO): xenobiotic metabolic process
Cellular component (GO): intracellular membrane-bounded organelle; cytoplasm
Molecular function (GO): heme binding; iron ion binding; oxidoreductase activity, acting on paired donors, with incorporation or reduction of molecular oxygen, reduced flavin or flavoprotein as one donor, and incorporation of one atom of oxygen
Source: RefSeq, a predicted model, not a curated record